CGGGCGGCUCGGCGCGGCGGAGCUCGGCGGCCGUCGGCGGAGCCAUGCCGGCCUCCAGCACACCCGGGCGGGACGCGCCGCGCACCUCCGCGCUAGGGCGGGACAGCGGCGGCCCCCGCGGAUACACAGGGCAGUGCAGCCGCCUCCUCUCGCCGCAGCUCGGCUCGCUGCAGGUCCUUCAGGGCAACGGCACCGAGGUGGGCACAGUGGUCACCUUCCAGUGCUCCGCUGAGCACCAGCUGGAGGGAGCGGCCUUCGUCACCUGCAUUUGGGAAGGGAACAGCACGCAGUGGACAGCCGGAGUGCCCUCCUGCAAGCCCAUAUCAAAAUACGAGACUUUUGGCUUUAAGGUCGCCGUGAUUACCUCCAUUGUGAGCUGUGCUGUCAUUCUGCUGAUGUCCAUGGCUUUCUUAACUUGCUGUCUGAUCAAGUGUGCGAAGAACAGUGAGAGGAGAAGAACUCAAAGAGAAAUGCAGCUGUGGUACCAGCUGAGGACUGAAGAACUAGAGCACAUGCAAGCUGCUUACUUUGGUUUUAAGGGAAGGAACAAUAACAACAACAAUAAGAAACUCAGGAAUACAUCUGUAUUUGGUGACAUGACUAACAUGGCAUAUGAUAACCAAGGCUUCUACAGGUCCCAGGAAGAGUGGACUCCGGAUGUCGUCAUUCCUGGGUGUUGCAAAGACAGCAGUCACCUGCUGAAGGUAGCCAAGAACAGUGGUGCACCUGGGGCACACACGGUACUGAGACAAAACGCUGCACUGCAGACAGUGAACUUCAUACACGUUGUUGAAGUCUACAGUCAUAAGGAUAGUUACAACAAACCAACCUGCCAGAUACCUGGAUAGCUGGUGUCUGAAAUGCAAAUGCUUCUCUGGACCAAAAUGAAAUGUUGAUAGAAAUAUGUGCCUUAAAGACAACACAGAAAGUUCAUUAUUCAUAUGAACUGUAAGUUUUCUAUAUUCCAAGAUGGUUAUUUAAGAGAAAUGCUUCCUCAAGGGCGGAUACAAAUAAAGACAUGAAUAUUGGGGCUGUCAGUCCAGAGCUGUUCCCUGCGGUGUGCUGUGCAGUGUGACCGUAGCAAAAGCAUAAUGCCCUUCUGCACAGCUAGAGAGGUGGUACCCAGUUUGCAUAUUUGCCUCAUAUGAAGUUGCUGAUAAUAACUACACACCCCUCAGAUUCCAAUCUUCUCUGAAUCAGUGGGUUUUGUAAGAAUUUCAGAAAGAAAAGUCCCCCAUAUUUUUACAAAGUAGCAUGAUAGAACUGCAAAAAAAAUUGGUUUUAAUUAAAUGCCCCAUUGUUUUGUAUCAGAAAGGUCUUUAAUUCAUCUGCUCUGUGUUUAGAGACCAUGUAAGACUGGGUGCAGCAGAGGCCCAUCUGCUGGCUGCAGGUCUGCCAGCCUGUGGGACAGGAGAUGGAACAUGGAGGGAUGUGGUGUCAUGCUGUGACACUCCUUGGGGCCCCCACCAGUGACCUCCUGUAGCUUCUACUGGAGUCCCAGUGGCAGAGCAGUUGGUGUGCAGGUGGGGACAGCAGUGCAGCCUUCCUGGAGCAGCCAGCUCAGGAUCACUGCAGCAUCAUCCAUAUGAGACCUCUCUAAAUAAAGGGCUGAGGUAGCUUUUGAAAGCCUGCCUUCAUUUCCUGUUGUUAAUAUGUACAUCAUGUGAGGAAACAAGGUGGGGUUUUUUCUUGUUUUGUCCUUUUUGAAUAGUUAAGUAACACAUACUGUGCUUUUUCUCCUCUUACAUGCAAAUAGAAGUAUAUACUACUUAUAGUUAUUUUUGUUCCGGUUGAAGACUUACUUAAUACUGUCAUCAGCUGUCUGUUUAAUGGGUAUCAUCACAUCUCUCUCAUGGGUAGAAACAUGACCUUAUAGCAGGCUGCAGUAAUUGUUUUAUGAUAUAUUCCUGUGGUAUGAAUCAGGUAUCGUCUCACAACCUGCAGUUCUGAAGCUUCAGUUUUGGAAUUCAAAUUACUGUAGCUUGCUGGCAAAUGCCCUCUUCUAUCCUAGCCAUACUCUCCAGAGAUAAAAAACGCGUGCUUGAAAUUCAAUAAGAUGGAAGUUGCAGAAAAAGAGCUUUUUUUCUUGUUUCUAAUAAGCUCAUUUCUACUGUGUGUUAUACCAAGGUGCAUCCUGCAACACACUUAUCACUAUGCACUGCAAAAAGGAGAAUGGAUGUACUUCCCAUCAUUCCACCCCAUUAAGUUCUUAAUUCAUCCAAUUAGUACUAGCUAGUGUUUAUCACUAUAUAGUUGUGCUGUGAACUAUUCUGCCUGCAGUUUUCAGUUGCCUGUCAGACCCAGACAGCUUCUCUACCCAGCAGUGUGAGCAGCAGGUCAAGGGAGAUGGUUCUGUUCUUCUGCUCUGUUCUGGUAGGAUCUUAUCAAAAGCUCUGUGUCCAGCUCUGGGGCUCCAGAACAGGAAGGACAUGGAGCUGUUGGAGAGAGUCCAGAGGAGGCCCUGGAGCUGCUCCAAGGGCUGGAGCCCCUCUGCUCUGGAGCCAGGCUGGGAGAGCUGAGGGUGCUCACCUGAAGAAAAGAAGGCUCCAGGGACACCUCAGAGCCUCUUCCAGGGUCUAAAGGGGCUCCAGGAGAGCUGGACAAGGACUGGGGACAAGGUGGAAUGGUUCCCCACUGCCAGAAGGUUAGAUGAGAUACAGGAAAGAAAUUCUUGUCUGUGAGGGUGGUGAGGGCCUGGCCCUUAGAAAAUGGAAAAGGGCAAAUUUAGCUUUAAUAAGGGGAGAGAAGAGAACCUCAAAAGUACUGGAAUGGAAGGGUUUCUCUGAUCCCCUGAAGUGUAGAACAAAUGGUUAAACAAGUCCUUCACAAAGAAGAUACAUCUCAGCCUAGGAUUAAAAAGAGUUGUAGGCAUGGGAGGGAGGUGUUCUGUCCUACUGGCAAUAUUAUGCUUAAGGUACACAUGUAAAGGGUGGCCAAGAUAUCCUUGAUCCUGCCUCUCUGUAGCUUUUUUGAAUUUCCUUCCUCUUCCCAUCACUAUGAUUAUGCUCACAGAAUUCCAUUAUUUAGUUCCCUGGUGUUUUAAUUUUAUUAUGUGGCUUUAAAAUGCAAUAAUAUAACUGCAAGUGAAAUAAAUUCCCUGUUGGGAUGUUUGGGUCAACACUUCGUAUGAGCAGACAGCCUGGCUCCUGUUCUGCAUGAGGAGAAUCUGAGUAAUGUUGGAUGGGACAAAAAAUGCACCCUUGAGCUGCCAGUGAUGCUGGCAGCCAUGGGAAGCACACCAGAAGGCAGGUAAAUUCACUGUCCCUGUGCCAGAGCUAAAUGACUAUCAUUUAUUUGGGCAGCUAACGCAAGAGGCAGCAAAGUUACACCAAGAUAAGGAAGCAACACCCCAACUGUUUGUGAAAGAUUUGUGGCUUGGCUCCCUCUGGGACUGUGCUUACUUCUGAUGGCUGCACCCCCUGGAGUUAGCUUUAUUGCUCGUGCUAACAUAAUUUAUUGUCAGAAGGGAAGUAAGUGCUGUGCAGGAAGGAGAUGAAAACAGCUGAGACUCUAAAACAGACAUCUAAAACCUUGUAACCCUUAAAUGUUUGCUGGCCAGUGAUUCCAGCUGGAUUCAAGCUCCUAUUUCUGCUACAGAACACUUGCAUUUCCUUGUGCAUUUUGUAAAGCUGAUGACUUGCACACUGCUCUCAGAAGUCUUUCCCACAGGACAUAUGCUGUAUCUAUGAGCUGGAGUCUGCAGUGGCCUCUAACCUGUUGCAGCACGGGCAGAUGGUUGGUUGCUGAAACCUUCCUGAAGUGUCCCCACGAGGAGAACGCUCCACCAAGCACACAGCAAAUACUACACUCACAUGCAGCAGGUGCUUAUGUGAGACAGCAGAGGCAGGAAGCAUCUUUGUAUAGAUUUCCAGUGGUAGCUUAUUUCACCUACACUCUGAAAGGGUCCAGGGACAAAGGGACAGGUAGAGGGUCCAGGACUAUAUACUGGUACAAAGGGGCAGAGCCAACAGCAACAACCAACCUGAAGAUGUGAGCAGGAAAAGGAUUACAGUGACCAAAAGGGAAACACAAUGGUAAAGAGGGGUACAGACCAACGAGGUACAAAGAAACUGCCAGAACCUUGACCAUAAAUGGUUAACAGGCGGUUGAACAGCCAAUGGGCCAACAGGGAGCGUGGCACUGUGGUUGACUGACAGCAUGUCACAGUACAUGGGAGAGGUUGAAGGCCAGUGGACAUUCUUACAGGGCAUAGCUCCAGGAAGUCCCCUAGCAGGCCCACAGGCCUCCACAACUCCCCUUUCUUUUUUAUAAAAAAAGGCCUCUCCUAUGGAUUUCUGUAAACAUUUAAAUAAACAGAAAAACAUAAACAAGACUAUGAAUACAACAACUAAAAUCCCCAAAAUCCCUUUUACAAAAGAUAAAGCCAUCCACCCAUCUGAGCGGACCGUCGCACCCCAGCAACUCUCUAUCAAGGAUGACCCAAGAACUCUAAGGGACCUACACUAACCCAUGACCAGGGCGUUACUUCACACAGGCUGCAAACCAUCCUCUCAUUCAUUCCUGGCUGUGGGGGUCAUGUGAGGCCCAGAACUGGCACAGGGAUGACUUCCAUGUGAGGACAUACACCUGAAGUGGCUUUGUUCCCUUCCCAUAGCUCUGCAGAAUGUCAGUUUGCCAUAUCUGUCAACUGUUUAUUUACAAACCUGUUUUAAGGGGAGGAUGCUCUAACAGCUUUAUUUGCUUCCUAUCUUCAAAGAAUUCAAUUGUUUGUUUUUUUUAAAAAUAAUUAGCUGAGUAUUCUUUUCAUGGGUACAAUUUGAUUUGUGCUUUAGAUAAAGAGCCAAGUGCAGUAUUGAA
This is a messenger RNA of Haemorhous mexicanus (house finch), 4818 nucleotides long. It is a transcript of the gene SUSD3, whose product is annotated as sushi domain containing 3. The record is from RefSeq and is a predicted model, not a curated record. The transcript has 5 exons. The coding region runs from base 45 to 848 and encodes 267 amino acids. NCBI's taxonomy places the organism in Eukaryota, Metazoa, Chordata, Aves, Passeriformes, Fringillidae. Gene Ontology annotation, cellular component: plasma membrane.